Molecule: messenger RNA, 1080 nt
Organism: Enterospora canceri
Lineage: Eukaryota; Fungi; Microsporidia; Enterocytozoonidae
Source: the annotation of a GenBank genome assembly
AUGAAUAGUUGUCCAGGAGUAGGAAGCAAAGAGGCUGGUGUUGCAGAAGGAUGUAAAGGGUGUCCCAGUGCAGAGAAAUGUAAGACAGCCAAACCGGAUCCAGAUAUCGAUCGAAUCAAAGAAAGAUUGAAACAGUUUAAACAGAUUGUUGCAAUAAUGUGUGGCAAAGGCGGUGUUGGUAAGAGUUUCAUGUCUGUACAACUUGCUAGUCACCUCAAACAGCAUCAUAAUGUGCUUCUAAUUGAUUUUGACCUAUCUGGUCCGUCAAUUCCAAAAUUAACACAAACGGAAAAUCAUAUAAUAUCGAACAUUGACGAUACAUUUGAUCCAAUUGAUGCAAAUGGAUACAAAACAUUCUCAGUAGGACACAUUAACACAACCAGUGACAUAUUUGAUAGUAGUUACAAGACGUAUUUGAUCAAGAAGAUUCUGAAAAAUUGCAAUUUUGACAAUUGUGAUAUCCUGAUCAUUGAUACACCACCAAAUAUCACUGAUGAACAUAUUGCNAGUCACCUCAAACAGCAUCAUAAUGUGCUUCUAAUUGAUUUUGACCUAUCUGGUCCGUCAAUUCCAAAAUUAACACAAACGGAAAAUCAUAUAAUAUCGAACAUUGACGAUACAUUUGAUCCAAUUGAUGCAAAUGGAUACAAAACAUUCUCAGUAGGACACAUUAACACAACCAGUGACAUAUUUGAUAGUAGUUACAAGACGUAUUUGAUCAAGAAGAUUCUGAAAAAUUGCAAUUUUGACAAUUGUGAUAUCCUGAUCAUUGAUACACCACCAAAUAUCACUGAUGAACAUAUUGCGCUCUUCAAUUACAUCAAAGAAUGCUCUACGGUGCUGAUUUCUACGCCACAUCCACUUGCAAUGUCUGAUUUGAAUAGACAGCUUAGUUUCUGUAAAAAGGCCAAAAUGCGUGUUUUGGGCGUAGUAGAAAACAUGAGUGGGAUAGAAUGCAUAGAAUGCGGUCACAUCAAUGACGUAUUUGGUACUGGAGCAGUUGAACUAUUCAGUACCAAAAACAGCCUUAUUUUCUUAGGCAGAAUAAAUUUCAGUAUCAAAAUGUGCAGGGUGAGGUAA